This is a messenger RNA of Vidua macroura (Pin-tailed whydah), 546 nucleotides long. RefSeq names its product feather keratin Cos2-2-like. Bases 59 to 388 code for a protein of 109 amino acids. The record is from RefSeq and is a predicted model, not a curated record. Gene Ontology annotation, molecular function: structural constituent of cytoskeleton. NCBI's taxonomy places the organism in Eukaryota, Metazoa, Chordata, Aves, Passeriformes, Viduidae. Gene Ontology annotation, cellular component: intermediate filament. The transcript is spliced from 2 exons.
CAACCACUUCUGUCACCUCCUUCUCCUUGCGAACCAGGUGCGGCGCCAGGCUCCAGACAUGUCCUGCUCUGAGAAGUGCCAGCAGUGCCAGCCCUGCAACCCUUGCAGCCAGUCCUGCGGCCCCUGCCCGCUGGCCAGCAGCUGCAAUGAGUGCUGUGUCAGGCAGUGCCAGAGCUCCCACGUUGUCAUUGAGCCGCCUGCUGUGCUGGUGACCCUGCCCGGCCCCAUCCUCAGCUCCUUCCCACAGAACACCGCCGUGGGAUCCUCCACCUCCGCUGCUGUUGGCAGCAUCCUCAGCUCUGAGGGAGUGCCCAUCAGCUCCGGGGGCUUUGACAUCUCCUGCAUCACCAACUGCUACGGUGGCAGCAGAUGUUGUCGUCCCUGCUAAAAAUGCUGCUGCCGACAUCCUUAGGCAAGAACCUCCAAGACAUCAGAACAUGCUGCUGGAAUGAAGUCAGAACUUAAGACAUUGGAUUUAGAGCUUCAGACUGGUGUUUCCUUCUUCUUCUUCUCCUGCUCUCAUUUCUCUCUUCCCUUCCUUUCCUG